Messenger RNA from Acanthosepion pharaonis, 612 nucleotides. The record is from the annotation of a GenBank genome assembly. Lineage: Eukaryota; Metazoa; Mollusca; Cephalopoda; Sepiida; Sepiidae.
AUGAAAGAUCUGCGAACAGCCCAGGGACUCUCUCCAGUUGGCAAAGGGCCUAAGUGUUCUCAUUCCACCCCAAACACCAAGAGAAAAUCGACUGAUGCUGAUAAAGAAAAUGUACAUCCAUCUAAAAGACAGUGUCCAUCAGAUAAAAUUUCUCAGAGAGUUGUUUUGCAUCCAGUUAAAUUAACCAAAGAACAACUGAGAGUCUUGGAAGUUGUCGUGCGUGGGGAAAGUUUAUUCUUUACUGGCAGUGCAGGCACAGGCAAAUCUUUUCUUUUACGCAGAAUCUUGGGAUCUUUGCCACCAGAUCAUACAUUUGCUACAGCCAGCACAGGUGUAGCAGCUUGUCAAAUUGGUGGUACCACUCUUCAUUCGUUUGCAGGCAUUGGUUCAGGAAAAGGUACAAUUGAAACAUGUGCAGAGUUGGCGAGAAGACCUGCUGUCAUGCAGCAGUGGAAGAAGUGUCGUCAUUUGAUUAUUGAUGAAAUUUCAAUGGUUGAUGGGGAAUUUUUUGAUAAAAUGGAAUGUGUGGCUAGGACUCACCCCUUCACUAUUAAGUCCAUAAGUUUUCCCAGUUUUAAGCAGAAUAUGUGGGCAGUAAUGUCAUAUCUGUGA